AUGACAUCGCCCGCGCCUCGCGUCGUCGUCGUUGGCGGCGGCUACGCCGGUAUCCAGUUCGCCCAGUCGCUGGCCCACUACGCACCCGGCGCGCGCAUCACGGUCAUCGAGAAGCAGACCUUUACGUUCCACGCCAACGGCAUGCCUCGGGCUUUCGUCGACAAGUCGUAUGUGACCAAGCUUUUCAUUCCGCUCGACAAGGCACUGCCGUCGCACGUGACGCUCGUCCGCGGUCUCGCCGUGUCCAUGACCGACGCGGCCGUGUCUGUCCGGACCAUCGACGUCGGUGGCAGCCUCGCCGAUGACGCCACGGAGCUCGCGUUCGACUAUUGCAUCCUUGCGACCGGAAGCAGCUACGCGGCGCCCAUCAAGGUACCCGAGAACGUCUACACGCGCGAGACCAUCGCGGCGUCGGUGCAUGCGGCCAUCGAUGCUAUCGCUGCUGCCGAGAGCAUCCUCAUCGUCGGCGGCGGCGCUGUCGGCUGCGAAGUUGCUGGUGAAAUCGCCGUCAAGUACCCGACCAAGACCGUCACGCUUGUCGAUGGCAACGCGCAGCUGCUUGCGAACGCCAACAUGUCGGAGCUCUUCCGGGCCAAGGUGGCCGAGGGCCUCGUCGCCCAUGGCGUCAAGCUCGUGCUGGGUGAGCGCCUCCCGAGUCGACGCACCGAGCACUCGUUCACGCACGAAACCAUCACGCUCUCGGGCGGGACAGUCGUCUCGUCGGACGUGCAGCUCGUGUGCGCCGGCAUGACGCCCAACACGAGCCUCCUUGCCGCGCUCUACCCGGAGCUUGUGGCUGCCCAAGGCAUCAAGGUCCAAGCGUCCAUGCAGCUCGAAGGCAAGGACCACAUCUUUGUCCUUGGCGAUGCGAGCAACCAUCCGUCGCCCAAGAUGGCGUACGUGGCGAUGGAGCAAGCCAAACAUUUGGGCUACGGGCUCGCGCAGCACCUUUUGUACAAGACGCCGUUAGCACCGUUUGCAAUGAACCCCGUCGGUCUCAUGCUGCUACCGAUCGGACCGUACGCGGGCGUCGCACAGUUUCCACUGCCUUUCUAUGGACCGCUCGUGCUGGGCGACUGGGUCGUGCGCUUUAUCAAGGGGACCGACUACUUUGCAAGCCGGACAUGGGGGACAUGGAACGCAUCCGUGCCGUCCUAGGCGCUUUCCCUGGAAACUGGUUCUGCCGUCCUUACACAAUGUCGUUUGAAAUAUAUAUACGUAUAAUUCCGAGUGUCAACUACAUAUG
Messenger RNA from Saprolegnia parasitica CBS 223.65, 1246 nucleotides. RefSeq lists its product as hypothetical. Gene Ontology annotation, molecular function: electron-transferring-flavoprotein dehydrogenase activity; flavin adenine dinucleotide binding. The record is from RefSeq and is a predicted model, not a curated record. Gene Ontology annotation, cellular component: cytoplasm. The transcript has a single exon. The coding region runs from base 1 to 1158 and encodes 385 amino acids. NCBI's taxonomy places the organism in Eukaryota, Oomycota, Saprolegniomycetes, Saprolegniales, Saprolegniaceae.